CCCCGCCCGCCCCGCCGCUCCUUCCCGGUCCAGCUGGGCGGGGACUGCCCUAGGACUCUUUAAAGUCUGUGAGUCACUGCACAACCUAUCAAUCCAAUUAAAUGUCUUGAGCGAGCCGAGCGGGCGGUGCUCCCCGCCGCCGGCCGCCCCCUGCUCUCAGCGCCCCGCUAUCCAUGGCUGGCUGGCUGUACUCCUCCCGGUGCGCCCUCCUCCCGCAUCUCGCCAGCCUCGGCAACUUCCCCUCAGCUAGCCUCUGCCCCCAGGCCGCCACGGCAUGGGCUAGACCCCGAGCCGCUUCUUGUCGUCUCCCGUCCAGUCCGUGCGCGGGAUCGCCCCUCUAGCCCGUCUCGCCCAUCCCCGCCGUUUCCCCGACAGUCAGUCCAUCCCUCGGUCGGCUUUCCUCCGCGGGGCAGCGGUGGAGGACCAGCGGGCUCCGUAGGAGCGGGAGCCCCCACCCCGCUCCUCCUCCCGCUCCUCCGCGCUCCCACUCGUCGGGAUCCCCGUCCCGUACCGGGGGACGCGCCGACCGACGUCCUCUCCCCGCGGCCGUACGACCUGCCCGGGGGCUGGACCAGGCGCCCACUUCUUCGCGGAAGAUAUAUGUUGGGUAAAGGAGGAAAACGGAAGUUUGAUGAGCAUGAAGAUGGGCUGGAAGGCAAAAUCGUGUCCCCCUCCGACGGUCCAUCCAGGGUGUCUUACACCUUACAGCGCCAGACUAUCUUCAACAUUUCCCUUAUGAAACUGUAUAACCACAGGCCUCUGACAGAGCCCAGCUUGCAGAAGACUGUCUUAAUUAACAACAUGUUGAGGCGGAUCCAGGAGGAACUCAAGCAGGAAGGCAGCCUGAGGCCUGCAUUCACCCCUUCUUCCCAGCCGAGCGACUCACUGAGCGACAGCUACCGGGAGGUCCCGCCUCCUGCUCCUCACCCCUGUGACCUCGGAAGCACUACACCCUUGGAGGCCUGCCUCACCCCUGCCUCCCUGCUUGAGGACGACGAUGACACUUUUUGCACUUUGCAGGCUGUGCACCCUGCAGCUCCCACUAGACUCUCUUCUCCAACCCUCCCAGCAGAGAAGGACAGCUUCUCCUCCGCCUUGGAUGAGAUUGAGGAGCUCUGUCCCACAUCUACCUCCACAGAGGCUGCCCCCACAGCAGCCCCUGAGGGCUCGAAAGGAACCUCCAGUGAGUCCAGUGUCCAGAAACCUGAUGGGCCCCAGGAAGGCCGCACAGAUGACUCAAGAUUCAUGGACUCUCUGCCUGGGAAUUUUGAAAUAACAACGUCCACGGGUUUCCUGACAGACUUGACCCUGGAUGACAUCUUGUUUGCUGACAUUGAUACAUCAAUGUACGAUUUUGACCCCUGCACAUCUGCAUCGGGGACAGCCUCAAAGAUGGCCCCUGUGUCAGCUGAUGACCUCCUCAAGACCCUGGCUCCUUAUAGCAAUCAGCCUGUUGCCCCAAGUCAGCCUUUUAAAAUGGAUCUCACGGAGCUGGACCACAUCAUGGAGGUGCUUGUUGGCUCCUGAGGCCUGGGCCCCCGUAACUGCACCCAGCCAGGCCCUGCACCCUUGCAGUCCCUUGCAGCCCCGACAGUUUCUCCGCACUGUGCAUGGACCCUUGCUUGCCUUUCUCAGAGAAAAAGAAAAUUUUACAAAAGGAUCACACUAGUAUUUUCUUCAAGCAGAGUUGGAGUGCCUUCAUUCGAGUAUGCCCACUUUUAACACACUCUUCUGAGUGGGUUCCUCAGAGCCCUGCUGCCCUGGCGUAGGAGAGAAGACAUUUGAAGACUGUGUUGCUAAUGUUGAAAGGUGAACAUGAACAGUUCAAGUGAAGCACAAGGAUUAAGUUGGAAAAGCUGUAAAUUGCAUGUGCAUAUUUGUCUAUUUUUUCUAUAAGUUUUAUUGCAAGAGGUAAAAAAAAAAAAAGAAUAUAUAUCUAUAUUAUUUGGAUAAUCUCAGUACCUUUUCUGGCGUUUUGCCCUGUGUAAGUUGACUUGGCAAUUCAGCCUUUUUAGAGGCAUUAACUACUCGUAAGUGUUGCAUUUACAUGGCUGUUUAGAAAACUGCUGCCCAAAUUUAUUUUAUAUUUUUGUACAGAUUCUGCAGUUUAUGAUAUUGUUUUUCUAAACACAAAUGCUGUUUAUACAUAUGAAAUAGCUAUUUUGAUAGGAUUUGCUCACAUAGUUCCUGCAAACAUGAGAUGUACAAGUUGCACUUGUACUUUUAUAGGACUUGUAAUGUUUUCUAUGUGUAUGGUGCAAGAGAAUUGGAUCACGUCAGUCUGCAAUUGAUGUCCCCAAUGCAAAUACACACAGCGCUUUAAUAAAGGGCCAGGUGAUCUGACACCCAAAUUUCACAAGCACCAGCCCCUGGCACGGUCACCCGCCAGCACUGUGACUUCCAAAGCCAGAGCCCUGUCUGCUCAUCAAACUUGCAUUAAGCAGUUGGCAGGGAGGUGGCUGUGUUUCUUGGGGUAGGGAGGGCGGAGUUGAUGUGGCAGGCUCCUUAGCUCCCUCUUUUGAACAGAAGCUGCAUCAUCUUAUUUAAGAGUGGACUCAGACGGGUGUGGUGACACACCCCUGUAAUUCCAGCAUUUGGGAGGCGAGGGCAGGUGGAUUUUUGUGAGUUCCAGUCCAGCCAGAACUAUACAGUGAGAAAACCCUGUCUCAAGGUGGGGGCGGGGAGGGGGUUAACAGGGAGAUUAAAAAAAACAAAACAAAACUGUAUUUAUUCCAAGUUGCUGUUUUAAUUUUUUAAAAUGAAAACCCCAGUCUUUCUCUUUUGGCAUAGCUUUUAUGACGAGACCACAAUUUUACACAACAAAAUUUUACAAGAAGCAACUGACCUUUUGCUGGAGGUGAGCCCUACUUCAGUCCUUAUGUCUCCCCAGAAGGCAUCCAUCCUGUUGCUGAGCUGCCUCUCCUAUGUCCUUUCCUGGAGCUUUUGUUCCCUCUGUUGCUAAGAGCUGCAAAUGGCAUCUUUGUGAUCAGCACAGUGAGCUAGCUGCUCUGUGCAGUGCACCUCCGCCAGCCGGGACGCGCUCGCUCUCCUGACAUCUGUGACUAGAGCUGCAGUCCUCCACCUUAUGUCAUGGUGUCCAAUCUGGUUGCUUUUCUUAAUUAACUGCUAAUUUAACUACACUUUACAAAGCUGUUAUUCCCAAAUACAUAGAGAGGAAUUUCUAUCCACGUCUCUGGCCUUCCCCUACCCCCGUGUGCAGGCCCCUCCAGCAGCUCUUUCUUUAGUUGUCCCCCGUCACGUGCACUCGUGAGAGGCAGUCGUUGUUUUAGUGUACUAGGCCUGUUGCUGAAACCGCCUUUCUGUUUGGCUCGCUCUUGCGGGGGUACUUGAGCUGAUGAGUGCAGGUUACAACCUAUAUGGCUUCCUUAGAAAUAACUUUUAUAUUUAUUUAAAAAAAAUUAAAUUAUGGGAUUUUUGUUUUUGUUUUUGGUUGUCUUUGUUGGUCAUUUGUCAAUAUACAGUCACCAACCAACUCUGCUCACUUCUUGCCAUGGAUAAAAUGGGUCUUUCUGGCCAAUUAAAAAGAUAAAUUUUAUAAAUGGCACUUUAAACAAGCCAUAAAUAGAUUUAUUUUUAUAAUGCACAUGGCAAGCAAAUACAUUUGUGAUGAAGGAACUGCUCAUCCAAGCAGAAGAUUUGUGGAUGGUGCGGUUAAUAUCUUUUUACCUUUUCUUCACUGGAAUGUGUCUGACAGGCCGAUUGUCGGCUCUGGAGCAGCGAGAGGCUGAUCCAGCUGUGCUCCCACAGGCACCUCCACCCUUUCACCGACCCCUGUACGAGAGCGGUUCCUUCCUUACAGGGCCAGGGGCCACAUGUAAGGGGAGAGUUGUCCUACACACUUGCAAGUGUCACUGUGCCUGUCCAUUUUAAGAACUUUUCUUUCUUGUAGAGAACAGGUCUGCCCGUACUCUGUGUGUUUUAGAACUGGAGGAUCCUGUGAACUGGCCACAUGCCACACACAUCUGCAUAUAUGUGCAUAUACAGUAGUGUUGAUUAUUCCCAGCAAAAAUGGCACAAAGCAGUUGAUUGCCAUUGUCAAAAACUGAUUUACAGUAACUUAGAACAACUGUACUUUUGUUGGAUUAGCAAAUCAUGUGUUUAAACAAUCCCAUAUGUUGGGCAACAGUUCAAAUAAGCACAGAGAAGCAUUGCCCAAACUUGGUUCUCUAACUCUAGUGCAUUUGUAAGGCUAGGCUCCAAAAUCAAAACACCCACCCCCAACACCGGCAGGCAAAGUGCUAAUUCCUGAAACAUUCACGGGAAGCUAAGGGCCCUGGUUUCAGGAAGAGCAAGCCCACCGAGAGUUAAGACUGCCUUUGUGUCCUAUUUAUAUUAAGCAAUGUCCCCACAGGGAAGAUUUGGAGCCAGAGUGAGAGCUCCCAGUCCCAGUUUGAGUGGGGGAAUGAGCUUCUAGAUGCUUCCUGGCAGGAGUGGCUCACCUUCACAAAGACAGUCUUGUGGCAUCCGAGCCAAGCAGACAGCUUGGGGUGCCUGGGCCUGAUGAGCUUGUUGACAAUGACGUGCAAUGACGUGACAAGGUGAGAGCAGAAUCCUGAGAGACUUAAAGGGAUGGUUUCCCCAUAAGUUAUUUAUUCUUUUUUUUUCUGUGUAAAUAUAUUUAUUUUACUGUGGCACUCUAAUAACAUCCUGGUGGUAUGAUGCAGAAUGUAUGGUAGGAAUGUAUUUCUUGUAGGAAUGUAGAUCUGUGUGUAUUAAAAAAGGGGAGCCAAGCCAGCCCCCACCUGUCUCUUCAUCAGAUACAGUCCACAUUCAUCUUUAACUCUCAUCUCCAAUAUGGGUCUAUUUAAAAUAUGCAAAACGGUAUGGAUGAGGAAUGUUUUAAUACCUCCAAAUUUUUAAGAAAAUCGAGCAAAAGAGUUGAUAAUUUUUUAAAGUUUUCUUAGUAGCACUUUCUCUUGAUGACGGAAGGGCAACACACAGGCACCCACCUUCAUACCAAAGGGUGAGAAAUGGCCACAGCCUCCUACACCACUCCAGUGUCUUUAGCAAUUGAGCUUUCUAUCGCCAUAGCCCCAACUAUCCUGAGGUCAAUCAAGGAAAAUUUCUUUACGACGUAAGCUCCAAAGAGCCAAAGUAUCAACUUACGGAUCAUUUUUAAAGCCUAAAUUUCGUACCACCUUUGCAGUAAACAAUGAGUUAUGAACACUGCAAGGGCAGCCUUCUUAAAUGACAGACACAAAGACUACUUGUGCAGCAAUCGCUACUCUACUCUGUGAAUUGUCUUAAUUGUGAAACCUUGCUCUUACAGAUUGAACCUUUUUACAUUUCUGAAACUAGCAGAAAGAGCAUAUUUGACUUGUCCUAGCUGUAAGUGGUUCUUGUUGCUGCCCGGCCCCUGGAUGCCAGCAGGGUGUGCAUCCGCGCCCGUGUGCAACUGUCUCCAGUGCUUCCAAGGGUGACUCUACAUGGAUGGCUCUUGGCCAGGAUCAAAUGCUCUUGCAGACAAAGCCAGUAUAGAUUUUGGACUUCUUUGGGGGAAUUUGGGAGAGAAGAGUAGUCCAUAUGUACAGAUAAGUUGGUGACAGUGUACAUGGGGACGUGUUGGUGCGUGGGUUUUGAGGAAGGAGGUGUGACCUUUCCCCACAGACCUGAGAGCUGUGCCUUUUCUAUGCAAUAUUACAGACGUCACAUCAGAACCCAGAGGGCUGUGUUCAAUAUAGAUUCAUUCAGGCUGUAUUCUAAACAAUUGGACAGAUUAAAUGUACAUGGAAAUGAGCAGUCUUUUGUAGUUUUAUAUUAUACAAUAAACAGUUAAAAGAUGAAA
This is a messenger RNA of Mus pahari (shrew mouse), 5806 nucleotides long. RefSeq names its product SERTA domain containing 2 (gene Sertad2). The record is from RefSeq and is a predicted model, not a curated record. Lineage: Eukaryota; Metazoa; Chordata; Mammalia; Rodentia; Muridae. The transcript is spliced from 2 exons. Bases 601 to 1527 code for a protein of 308 amino acids. Gene Ontology annotation, cellular component: nucleus. Gene Ontology annotation, molecular function: transcription regulator activity.